This is a messenger RNA of Triticum aestivum (bread wheat), 1539 nucleotides long. Its product is annotated as oxidation resistance protein 1. The record is from RefSeq and is a predicted model, not a curated record. Lineage: Eukaryota; Viridiplantae; Streptophyta; Magnoliopsida; Poales; Poaceae.
UCCUUCCUCCCACACUACAGAAAAGAAAAUUCCAAUCCAAUCCAGGACCGGCUCACCACCUAACGGCAAAAGAAAAGCGCACCCGCAGGCAGGUCCAAAUCAAGCCUCCUCGCCGCAACCACCCUCUCUCCCUCUCGCCGGCGUCCCCCCAUUCACCGCCCCCCGGGUAGAGCGCGAGUCCCCAGCCCAGGGGGCCGCGGCGCGCCCCCCCCCCGCCUAAACUUAGCGGCCGCUCCAGGAAUAGGCGCGGGGCGCGCGGGGAUGGGGUACCUGCCGUCCUCCCUGGGCAGCAAGGCGGCGCACUUCGUGUCCGACCUCACCACCGUCAUCCUCAACCCCGUGAGGCGGACGAAGAGCAAGAAAAAUCAGAAGACGACAAAGACUCUGACCACAAUUCUGAUAACCCAGAUGGCCCCGAUACAUCUUCGUUUAGAGCAUUCAUGAUCUCAUUUUUGUCGCCAUCUAGCUCUUUUAACGAUUCAAGGGAGAUAAUCCCCGAGCAGAGCGAAGAAAUGGGAUACCCAACUUUAACACCAGUUGGGAAGACAAACAAGGGAAAGACAGGCUUGCUAAGCAGAGGGAAGCAUUCCAUUGGAAAAAUCAUUAAUAAAGCGGCUAGGAUGAGCGGUUUCAAACAAAGCUCAGAACCUAAAAUUGACAAAGAGGUGGUAAAUCAUGCUGAAUCAGUUGCACCUGCAUUGGAGCUCGAAGGACCAAAUGAAGUUAAUUCCCUGACCAACAUGCCAGUUAUGUCAGAGCCAUCUGUCCUUUUGUCAGAAACAAUGCGAUCCACUCUUUAUUCCUCUCUUCCUAUUCUGGCCCAAGGAAGGAGCUGGGUUUUGCUAUACAGCACAUUGAGGCAUGGAAUAUCUUUAUCUACUUUAUAUAGAAGGAGUUUGCUGUGCCCUGGUUACUCACUCCUGGUAGUUGGGGACAGAAAGGGGGCGGUUUUUGGUGGUCUAGUUGAGGCUCCAUUACAACCAACUAGCACAAAGAAGUAUCAGGGUACCAAUAACUGCUUUGUUUUCACUAAUUUACACAGCGAUCCUGCUAUAUACUGGCCAACAGGUGCCAAUAAGUAUUAUACUGUGUGCUCUGCUGACUAUUUGGCACUAGGAGGUGGAGGUCAUUUUGCACUUUAUCUAGACUCAGACCUUUUGAGUGGUUCAAGUUCAAAUUCGGAGACUUUUAACAACCAGUGCCUGUCACAUUCUCCAGACUUUGCAGUUAAAGACGUUGAGCUAUGGGGCUUCGUCUAUCCUUCAAGGUACGAAGAGAUGCUCAAGCUCUGCAGUACUGAGAAACCAGGGGUCUGCCGAUUUUGAGUUUACCGAAGCAAUGUGUGUUACAUCUGUACAGUUUUUAGUAGGCGCCGCUAGAAUUUUAGUGUGCAGGACCAUGGUAGAAGUAUUGGAAAGUGAGAACUUGUCUUGUCGAGCGAGUUUGCUGAGAUUUAUAAAUUCUGUAAUUUUCUUGUUAUGCCAGUGGAACAAGCUUACUGGUGGUUGUUCGAAUUACAGCGGCAAAUGUACUGCGUCA